Messenger RNA from Colossoma macropomum (tambaqui), 1760 nucleotides. RefSeq names its product translocase of inner mitochondrial membrane 23 homolog a (yeast) (gene timm23a). Gene Ontology annotation, cellular component: mitochondrial inner membrane; TIM23 mitochondrial import inner membrane translocase complex. The record is from RefSeq and is a predicted model, not a curated record. Gene Ontology annotation, biological process: protein import into mitochondrial matrix. The transcript is spliced from 7 exons. Bases 632 to 1258 code for a protein of 208 amino acids. NCBI's taxonomy places the organism in Eukaryota, Metazoa, Chordata, Actinopteri, Characiformes, Serrasalmidae. Gene Ontology annotation, molecular function: transmembrane protein transporter activity.
GAUGUGCGGAGCAACCAAAUUUAGUAAAAAGGACGGUUGGAAUCUAACUAGUGUUAACUUAAGUAAAGACUUUACGCCCGAACUUAAGUAUAAACCUGCGCAAACCUGGUGCAACCCAGUCCAGCAAUGAUUUGUUGUUUUUGUCAAGCCUCCUUGCAUCUCUAAUCAAGCACAUACAGUGGGUGAGUAGAUGGAUGAAUGAACAAUUCUGUGCCCUCCUAAAACCUUUAUUUCAUUAUUUAUAUCUUAGCUAAAUAUUAUACACAUAUAUGUAAAGGUCAUGAUUUAAAAUCACUGGUUUUCGUUGAAAACGUUAACACGAGUAAGUUACCCAACUGACUUCACGACAGUAUUACGUAAGCACCGUCCUUUAGUUUUCCGGCAGCAGCGCAUGGUGGAGGUCAGAGAUGUUCUCACUCCUGACCGGCGACAGGAAGACGCACACUAGUUCAGUCCGGUGCUGAGGAUUUCGUUCUGUCCUUUAUUCGAUAUAAACAAGGAGGAGACUCUGUACUGAGUCGUCAGCAAAAGGUCUUGACUCCAGGGCUCGUGAGAAGCCAGCAGUUUCCUCUCCGGCAGCUAGCCUACCUUUAGCCUCGGUUAGCAGCAGCCUCCCCUCAUCGGAGAAAUCAUGGACAACAACACGGCAGGUUCAGGCGCUUAUAAAGCCGGAUUUGGGGGUCUUUUCGGCGGUGGAGCCCCGGAGUAUUCAAACACGGAGCUGGCCGGGGUUCCGCUGACUGGAAUGAGUCCUCUCUCACCCUACCUCAAUGUUGACCCCCGGUACUUGGUGCAGGACUCAGAUGAAUUCAUAUUGCCGACUGGAGCAAACAAAACCCGUGGCCGCUUUGAACUGGCCUUCUUCACCAUUGGAGGGUCCUGUAUGACGGGUGCUGCUUUUGGAACACUGAAUGGGCUUCGUAUGGGCCUGAAGGAGACCAGAGACAUGGCAUGGUCCAAACCCAGAAACGUACAGAUAUUAAACAUGGUCACACGGCAGGGUGCGUCAUGGGCUAAUACACUAGGAUCAGUUGCUCUAUUAUAUAGUGUGUUUGGGGUAGCUAUUGAGAAGGCCAGAGGAGCAGAGGAUGAUCUUAACACAAUAGCUGCUGGGACAUUAACAGGGAUGAUGUAUAAAUCCACAAGUGGACUAAAAGGAGUUGCCAGAGGAGGCCUUGUUGGGUUAGCUUUGUCAGGGUUGUAUGCCCUGUAUAACAACUGGGAUCACCUUAAAGGCACAGCUCCCUCACGUUAUUAAAGAGGACUCAGAGCUCAAACCAUGGACAUUAUACAUAGACUCUAAACCUGUCCUCAACUGUCCCACUUACAGUUGGCCCAACAUUUUGGAAUCCUUGGACCAAUACAUUUGUUUCAGACUUCUUUUUAAAUUGUGUUAUGUUUAUCAAAAAGGCAGAAGUCAACUGCCUUAAAUGUGUUGUUCUGUUCUACUGUUUAGCCAGAUUUAAAGAAUGUAUAUCUUUCAAUCAUGAAGGAUACCCUGCAGUGUCAUUCAUACAAUGGCCAUUGCCCCUGUGUAACAGCAAUAUGCUUCAUCCAAUAUUUUUACAUUGUUGGCAAACUGUAAACAUUUUGCCCUUGCAGUCGUAUGCACCAAGACAUUUGGCGAGUGGGCAUAUCAGUCUCAUACAAGUGUUCAGAAACAAGUCUUGGCAGAAUUUAAAUGUACCUUUAUAUGUCCUAUCAUAAGCUGAUUUAAUCAGCUCUGUAUUUAAAUUAAAGUGCAAGGUUAACUUUUGAAA